AAGCAUGUCAUGUACGGGUCCCGGGAGGAGCUAUCGGCCCCAAGCCGCCCGCCUUUGCUCCGCACAACCACUCUCAAUCGGGACCAGCAGGCGUUCAGCGAGAAACGCAUCACCAUUCACCACCCAUCUCCAUCACAGACUCAUCGAUGUGUUGGUGCAACCUCUUGACGUAGUGCUAGUCGCCACCCUCACAGCCCAGCCCGUGAUCAAUUACCCUCACUAUCCGCCGUCAAAGAAACCACCCCCCGAAUCGGCUCGUCCUCCAUCCCCCG
Colletotrichum godetiae is the source of this 272-nucleotide messenger RNA. RefSeq lists its product as uncharacterized. The annotation marks the transcript as partial. Lineage: Eukaryota; Fungi; Ascomycota; Sordariomycetes; Glomerellales; Glomerellaceae. The record is from RefSeq and is a predicted model, not a curated record. The transcript has a single exon.